AUGGAGCCGGCGCCGCAGCAACGAAGUGAUGAAGUCGAAAACAACACCGAGCUGACGCAUGCCAAAACCGAGUCGAGACCAGCAACUACCGCCGCCGCCGACGACACCCACCGCCGGGACACGACGCCCAAAAUGGAGGCCCACGAUUCCAUGGUAACCGUCAGGCUGUCUGAGCCGCCCGUCCUGACCAUAGACACCAACGUCGGCCCCGACUCGCCACCCAGGAGGAGACCUAGCACAGUUCGCAUCGAGAAGGCACCGUUUCCAGAGAGCAUCGCCGCAGAGAACAAAGACACACCCGAGGCCGAAGACGACGACGAAGAAGACGCAACGCCGCCGAGCGAUCCCGCGACCCCUUUGCCAGCGACGAGCGCUACGAGGAGUCUCCAGGACGAGCUUGUCGACUUCGAGGACGAGGAAAGUGACGAGGUUGGAGAGCUGGUGUCGAGAGUAUCACCUACAAAGGUCUCACCGCGGGGCAUACUUGACGAGGCAGAGACCCGAACACCCGUCGACGAGGAAUCAGAAGACGAAGAAGAAGUGAACUGGGACGAAUUGCAAAAAACAGAGGCAGAAGAGCCUAGGGACGCAGACACCGACAGAUCAACGGCUAUGUUGCUGGCUAUGCUCGAGAAGGAAAACGAUAAAUUGGCUACGAACCCAAAGAGCAUCAAAGCACAGCCCGUUACACAAGUCGCCGCCUCCAAUCGCCCCAGACCACCCUCAAUGGCACAACUAAAGCACAUGGUAACGGGGCCGACGCCGUCGGCCUUGCGAUACUCGAUGCUGCCGCCACCGCCGAUGACCGACCUCGAGUUCUACGCCGCGCUGGUCAAAGAUUACCAGCAGACCGCCGCCCGUCUGCCGACGCUGCUGUCCAACAAGAUCCGCAAAGGCAUCCCUCCCCCGCUGCGAGGCGUCGUGUGGCAGAGCAUGUCGGGCGCCAGGGAUACCGCGUUGGAAGAACAGUACGAGCGAUUCUCGGGCGAGACGAGCCCCUACGAAGCCACUAUUGGCAAAGAUCUGGGUCGGAGUUUCCCCGGGGUCGACAUGUUCCGCGACCCGGAAGGCGACGGACAGCGCAUGCUGGGCAGGGUGCUGAAAUGCUUCAGCCUCUACGACACGAAAAUUGGCUACUGCCAAGGACUGGCCUUCCUCGUCGGCCCGCUAUUGAUGCACAUGCCUGAUAAGCAGGCAUUCUGUGUAUUGGUUCGAUUGAUGGAACGUUAUGAUCUGCGAAGCUGUUUCCUGCCAGACCUGUCAGGACUGCAUGUGCGCAUCUACCAGUUUCGAGAGCUUCUGCGCGAGCACUUGACGCCAGUAUCGAACCAUUUGGAAGAACUGCAGGUCGAUCCGGCGUACGUUUCACAGUGGUUCCUCAGCUUUUUUGCCGUUACAUGCCCCCUGCCAAUGCUGUUUCGCAUCUACGAUGUCAUUUUUGCCGAGGGGGCCCCGGAGACCCUUAUGCGGGUCGCCCUAUCUCUGAUGCAGAAGAAUCAGGCCCGGAUUUUAGCGUGCACCGAGCUCGAGGACGUUAUGCAACUUCUCCUUUCGAGAGGUCUGUGGGAUUGUUACCACUACAACGCAGAUGAGUUCGUCCAGGAUUUUGUCAGUUUAUCGGGUAUUGUAACCCGCGAGAAAUUGGCACAAUUGGAACAGGGGUACCGAGACGCGCAGAUCGCUAGUGCGAAUGCGGCGCGUUCCUCGGACGUGACCUCUGCAGCCUCCCGCUUCCUGGGCCGCAUUUGGGCUUCCUCCACCAUCAUCUCCCCGAAGUCCUCCUCCACCCUGAGCCCGGGCCUCACCGCUCCGUCACGGCCUUUGAGCAUGUUACGAAGGAGCACCUCCAAGCAGAGUCUGGCUUCCACCCUCAAUUCGAUGGAAGCCAGCUCCGUUAGCGUUCUUAGCUCUGCGUCCACCGAAGCCACCACCGUCUCCCGCGAUUCAGCAAACACCACCGACGACAAUGCCUCCCUCCGCGAAUCCACCCCGGUCGGCAACAGCGCCAAAUCCAUCAACGGAACAGGUGUCAAAAAGACGCAAGAUCACUACCUGCAUACGCAAAUCGAAGACCUUCUCGCCGCAUUGACCGAAUUGCAGCGCAAUCACGCCCAACUCGCGAGCGAACUACAACAAGAACGGGAACAGCGAGAGGAGGACAAGCAGGCCGUGCGGUCGCUGCUUGACGGCUUGCGCAAGAAGGCCAGCAACGACUCUGUCAGCACCGAUGCGAGCGUCGAUACUGUCAAGGCGAACAACGACCCCGCAACUGAGGCACGCGAGGGAGGCGAGGGAGACGUGGCCAGUGCCAAGACUGAUGGACUGGAUGGACCCUCCCCUGAGGAGCUGUCGAGCCUGCUUGAUGUCGUCGAAGGGAGGUUUGGGCGACACAGCAGCGAUGAGCGCCCGAAAUCGCGAGGUGGAUCCAAGUCGCAGAUGCAACAGGAAUUGCAGCAACUCAAGGAUCAACUGGCCAGCGCGGUGUCGCAGUCCCAGACGUACGACCGAAAGAUACACGAUUUGGACCAGGAGAUUUCCGCCUUGAAGGACCAAGUCCGGGAAUCCCAUUCGCAUACACGCAUCCUCCAUCAGGAUAAGCAACGACUCGAGAAGCAGAUACACACUAUGAGGGCGCGGGCCUCGGCCGCAGACACGGAGAGUAAUAAUCAUCACGACGGAGACGGGCCCAUGCGGAAGAGCUCUGCGAGCGGCACCGGCCUGAGGGAGCUGAAACUGGGUAGGAGCAAGUCGACGCCAUCCCAGGCCGGGUCGAUAUUCAGUAAACGGUCUUCUUCACUGUCCAAGCCCCACGACUCUACUCCUCCGCCGCCGACGGCUCCCGUUCCAGCUCCGGUUUCUGCGCCACCGAUGCCGGUGGACGACCAGACCGAGGCGCUCCUGUUGGAGCUCGUCCAGGCCAAGACUGCCGAAGCUAUUGCCAGGCAAGAGGCCGAAGAAAUGAAGCAGAAGCUCGAGAGCUUGCGCAAGGCGCACGGCCUGGUCACCGCCGCGGAGACACCAGCGCCGACGGCAGCGGGAGCAGCCGCAACAGCCGCUAUGGGCGUCUUCGGCCGGCUCACGGGCGCGUCAACAGAGCCCGUCAAGCCCGCCAGCCCGGCGCCGACACCAGCGCCGGCAACAGCGCCGGCGACUCCCGCGCCCGCGGCGGGAGGAGGAUUCUGGGGCUGGAGACGAUAG
This is a messenger RNA of Colletotrichum karsti, 3198 nucleotides long. RefSeq names its product GTPase activating protein. The record is from RefSeq and is a predicted model, not a curated record. The coding region runs from base 1 to 3198 and encodes 1065 amino acids. The transcript is spliced from 3 exons. Lineage: Eukaryota; Fungi; Ascomycota; Sordariomycetes; Glomerellales; Glomerellaceae.